Molecule: messenger RNA, 2402 nt
Organism: Odocoileus virginianus texanus
Lineage: Eukaryota; Metazoa; Chordata; Mammalia; Artiodactyla; Cervidae
Gene: TRIT1
Product: tRNA isopentenyltransferase 1
Biological process (GO): tRNA modification
Cellular component (GO): mitochondrion
Molecular function (GO): tRNA dimethylallyltransferase activity; ATP binding
Source: RefSeq, a predicted model, not a curated record
AUGGCGGCAGCGGCGGCUGCAAGAGUUGUGUCUGUGGGCCCUGGUCUCCGGGGCAUGCAGCGGACACUACCUCUCGUAGUGAUUCUCGGGGCCACGGGCACCGGUAAAUCCACCCUGGCCUUACAACUCGGCCAGCGGCUCGGUGGCGAGAUCGUCAGCGCUGACUCUAUGCAGGUUUAUGAAGGUCUCGACAUUAUCACCAAUAAGGUUUCUGCCCAAGAGCAGAGGCUGUGCCAGCACCACAUGAUCAGCUUUGUGGAUCCUCUCGUGACGAAUUACACAGUGGUGGACUUCAGGAACAAAGCAACUGCUCUGAUUGAAGAUAUAUUUGCCCGAGAUAAAAUUCCUAUUGUCGUGGGAGGAACCAAUUAUUACAUCGAAUCUCUGCUCUGGAAAGUUCUCGUCAAUGCUAAGCCCCAGGAGAUGGGCACUGAGAAAGUGAUCGACCGAAAAGUUGAGCUUGAAAGGGAGGACGGCCAUGUUCUCCACAAACGCCUGAGCCAGGUUGACCCGGAAAUGGCUGCCAAGCUGCACCCACAUGACAAGCGCAAAGUGGCCAGGAGCCUGCAAGUGUUUGAGGAAACGGGAAUCUCUCAUAGUGAAUUUCUUCAUCGUCAACAUGCGGAGGAAGGCGGUGGUCCCCUUGGAGGCCCUCUGAAGUUCCCUAACCCAUGCAUCCUCUGGCUUCAUGCAGAACAGACAGUUCUAGAUGAGCGCUUGGAUAAAAGGGUGGAUAACAUGCUUGCUGCUGGGCUCUUGGAUGAACUAAGAGAUUUUCACAAACGCUAUAAUGAGAAGAAAGUUGCAGAAAAUAGCCAGGACUAUCAACAUGGUAUCUUCCAAUCAAUUGGCUUCAAGGAAUUUCACGAGUACCUGAUCACUGAAGGAAAAUGCACACCAGAGAUUAGAAACCAGCUCCUAAAGAAAGGUAUUGAGGCUCUGAAACAAGUGACUAAGAGAUACGCCCGGAAACAAAACCGAUGGGUUAAAAACCGUUUUUUGAGCAGACCUGGUAUCGGUGUUCCCCCAGUAUAUGGCUUAGAAGUAUCUGAUGUCUCGAAGUGGGAGGAGUCUGUUCUUGAACCUGCACUUGAAAUUGUGCGAAGUUUCAUCCAGGGCCACAAACCCGCAGCCACUCCAGUAAAGAUGCGAAGCAAUGAAACUGAGAACAAGAGAAGUUAUCAUAUGUGUGAGCUCUGUGAUCGAAUCAUCAUUGGGGACCGUGAAUGGGCAGCACAUAUGAAAUCCAAAUCCCACUUGCACCAACUGAAGAAAAGAAGAAAGUUGGACUCCGAUGCCGUCACCACCGUAGAAAGUCAGAGUGUUUCCCCAGACCAUGACAAAGAGCUUAAAGAAAAGGGAUCCCUUGGGCAGAAUGAUAAAGAGCUGAAAGUCAGCAUGUAAGGGACUUGUCCAGUGACCUUUGCAAAAGUGGCAAGAGUCCAGUUCUUCCAUUCAGUGCUGUGGUUUGAAAGUCUCAUGUUCUCUGCCGUGGAGACAGUAGGUCCUGUUAGCUCCUUGUGUGGCUGAUGUGUCUGGUAAUGAUGAGUUCAGGAAAGGAGUUUUUCUUUUUUUUUUCUUUUAAUCUUAAAGGUUCUAUUUUUAAAAGAGGCACAGAUUGCACUUUUUUAUAUUUGAUCUUCUUGGUGAUAACUACUGGGAUUCACUCUAUCCCUUUUAAAAAAGUUUUAUGUCCUUGACUCUGGCUGGAAAUACCUAAUUUCCAGACACUUUUAUAGCUGACUGAAUUAUUGUGAGCCACAGUUCCGGAGUUCUGGAUGGGAGUGAAUGGCAGGAAAGGAUAAGCCCCAGUGAGAUAACUAAGUGAACCAAACCAGUUUCAGGAAUUCCAUAAAGAAGCAGAGAAUCAGACUGAGGUGGUUGGGACUUAAAGUCUGAAGACUUUGACAUUUGUUGAGCUCUUCCUGUGUGAUAAUCACUGGUAUAUUCCUGUUGAGUUAGGAAUCUAUUUUUAUUCAAAGUUAAAUAAAGAAAAGUUUUUAGGAGCCUCUCUAGUGCUUAAAAAGAUAUCUAUGUGAUGUCUAACAUAUAGUGUGCUUUGUUUUCAACAUGAGAACUUUUUCUCAAAGUCAGUGUUCUUAAUAUGCUAUUUGUUUAUUUAGCAGAUGCUUAUUGAGCAGUUCAUUAUAUUCCUGGAAAACAUCUGGAAAGGGUCUUUUUGUUUGUUUGGCAUGCGGGAUCCUAGUUCCCCAAACAGGAAUCAGUCUUGUGCCCCCUGCAGUGAAAGUGUUGAGUCUUAAUCACUGAACUGCCAUGGAAGUCCCAGGGGGACUUUUUUUUAAUUGGAGAUUUGUUAUUUCCAGUUGAAGCUCUCUUACUGGAGUGAACUGAGCUACCAGCCAUAUAUGAAUGUAACAUAAAAUUAAGCAUUUUUAAGUUCA